Rangifer tarandus platyrhynchus (Svalbard reindeer) is the source of this 1977-nucleotide messenger RNA. Lineage: Eukaryota; Metazoa; Chordata; Mammalia; Artiodactyla; Cervidae. The record is from the annotation of a GenBank genome assembly.
AUGGGGAGGCGGAACCGAAGGGCGGCCUCCCUCCCGACUCUGCGUCCGCUUCUUCGGUGUCCCGGGACGUGCUCGGCGACCCUGGGGAGGGUCCGCUGGAAAUGCCGCGGGCAGAGGACGCAGUGGGCCGGCUGCGCGCUCCCCCAGUCCGCCACCUGGUCCCUCGAGUCCUCCCCCGGGUUUUCCGCUUUGGGCAGGAAAAAAAAAAACAAAAAACCAGCUGGUUUCCAGGACGAACGCUUGCUCGCGCAGACGCUCCUCGGGGCCGCAGCGGAGCGCGGGGUGGCGGCGGCCUUGGGCUUCCUCCGGGUGCGAGGAAGGAGGUGUCCGCCCAGCGGCCCCUCCCCGGCCGCGCGUUACUCACCGCCGCGACUUGGAGGAACUUCCCGGCGAGCCUCCGCCCCGCCCCUCGUGACGCGGCAGGCGCGGACUCCCGCCGCCCAGCGCAGCCUAGCGCAGCCGUCUGCCUCCCUCUCGGUCCCGCGUCACGUGUCCUCCGCCGCCGCGAAACAGGUCUGGUUAGUGUGUGUUUUUGUCCGGCCGGCCGGUAGGCCGGCCCGCCGAUCGGUGCCAGAUCGGGUGUUUGCAAUUGGUACUUACCAACACUGUUCCGUUGCUUCUAGUUCCGGUGGUAAGGCAUCCUUCCCAAAUAUUAGAGGAGGAAAGAAGUCACUUUCCCUGCUGUCAGCAUCUUCCAACAGAUUUAGCAAGAAUAUUUUGAGCACUACAGAAAAGACAAUCUGUCCAACUCUAAAUGAUGAUCAGCCAUGUGACUUUUUCAAGAAAGGGAAUAGGGUGAAUGAAUCUUAUCAGAAAAGCAGCAAUAUGAAUGCAGGCCCUUCUCGGAAUAAAGUACAACAUCCCAAGAAUUCCAGAAAAAGACAGAGUAAACCCCAAGUCCCCCACAUUUCUUCCCAGCUGAAAAGCAGUCUCAGAGGAUGUGUCCCCCAGCCAGCUGACGAUAAGCUGAAGGAAAGCAUUUCCCCAGAAGGAAACCUCAAAAAGAGUCCCCUCAGCCCCAGGUAUCGGGGGCCCUCAGGGAACAAGCUGUUUCUGGACUUUCAGUCCAUGAAAAUCAUCAAAGGAGAUGCCGAGGAGGAGGACAGUGCCAGCGACCUCUCUGAUUCAGAAAGGAUUGCCAUCUCCCCAUCCCCCCUCACACCUCCUGAUCUUCACCUUCGAGCAGAAGAGAUUGACCCGGUUUACUUUGAUCUGCACCCGGGGCAGGGCCCCACCCGGCCUGAAUACUGUUACCCCGACUUCCUCCCGCCCCCGUGCAACUCCUGGGACCUACGGGACAUGGCCAUGCUCCUGCACUCCGAGCGCAGGACAGAGGCUGUGCCCAAAGCUGGGGGGCUCCUGGGCAAGUACGUCAACAGGCUCGUCCAGCUCGAGUGGCUGCAGAUCCAGACCGUCCAGUGCGAGAAAGGCAAGGUGGCCAAAGGGAGGCCUCCCACUGCCCCUGGGACCUCGGGGGCCCUGAAGAGCCCUGGGAGAAGCAAGCUGAUGCCUAGCGCUCUGUCUAGGCCUCAGCAGGAAGGGCCUCCGAAGUCAGGCCCUUCACGAAAGAAAGACACGCUCUGCGAGGAAGUCCAUCCAUUCUGUUACACUGGUGAGCCUUCCCCCAGGCCCCUUGAUGUGCUGAGCAGUAGCCGAUUAUGUUCUCAGAAGCACACCCUGGAGGUGCAGACAGAGAAGAAGAAAAAGAAAUUUAACAAGAACUCCAGGCUGCAGCCCUGGGACUUAUCCUGCGGGGACGGUGUCCCCAAGAUCGAGAGCAAUGGGAACCUCUGUGCAUCCCAGCCACCAGCCGUGAUCCUGGAUCCCUCAGACGGUUGCAGGGCCGCCCGAGCACCAGCACACACAGGUCUUAAGAAGAAGGGAAAUGUGAGUAACUGUGCUCAUGCCACGAUAUCCAGCGAGAAAAAGCUCAAAACUAAUGGAGGAAAGCAAAACACGUACAAAUUCAAGAAAUAA